Messenger RNA from Drosophila serrata, 1831 nucleotides. Its product is annotated as protein 5NUC. Gene Ontology annotation, biological process: AMP catabolic process. NCBI's taxonomy places the organism in Eukaryota, Metazoa, Arthropoda, Insecta, Diptera, Drosophilidae. The record is from RefSeq and is a predicted model, not a curated record. Gene Ontology annotation, molecular function: hydrolase activity. Gene Ontology annotation, cellular component: plasma membrane.
CUUAGGGGUUUUCCCAACCGAGUUUUCUUUUGCUUUGCCUUCAGUAGAUUUUGGAUAAAGUAUUCAAGUAAAAAUGAUUCAACUUCCUCUGCAGGCGACUGGGAUAGCGGUCCUGCUGUUAAUCCUGUCCACUUCAGAUCACAUAGAUGGCUUCAAGUUUAUCCUGCUGCACACCAACGAUAUGCAGGCGAGGUACGAUCAGGUUUCCGCUAAAGGAGGUAAAUGUAAGUUGAUAGACGAAAAACUGGGUCAGUGCUACGGAGGAUUUGGACGGCUGGCCACGGCGUUGGAUAAAUACAGAAAAGAGGAAAGCGAUCCAGUGCUUUACCUGAAUGGCGGCGAUACAUUCCAUGGAACCCCCUGGUACGCGGUCUAUCAGGGCAAGAUGGUGGCCCGAAUGCUGAAUAUGCUGGCUCCCGAUGCCAUGACCCUAGGAGUCCAUGAGUUCGACGAUGGGACCGAUGUUCUAGCGGAAUUCAUAAGCCUGAUUAACUUUCCCAUGGUCAGCUGUAACUUGAAAUUGAUCGACGAGCCCAAGUUGGAGGCUAGUGAAAACCUGAGGAACUUCACGAUCAUCAAGAAGGGCGGUCGAAGUAUUGGCAUUGUGGGUUACAUCCAUGCGGAAACCAAGCAGCGCACGCAGCCCAAUCACAUUGAAUUUGUAAAUGAGAUUCCAGAGAUUAACAAGUAUGCCAUGAAGCUGAGGGAGCUCGGCGUCAACAUUAUUAUUGCCCUGGGGCAUGCGGGCUAUAAGAAGGAUAUAGAAAUAGCCAAAAUGUGUCCGGAAGUGGAUGUCGUGGUCGGGGGCCAGUCGCACACGUUACUGUAUACGGGUCGUGCUCCUGGCAAGGACAUACCCGAAGGUCCUUAUCCCACAAUAGUAGUCAAGCCGGAUGGCAGGAAGGUGCCGGUGGUGCAGGCCUAUGCCUAUACCAAGUAUCUGGGCAGGAUGUCUCUGGAAUUCGAUAGAGCUGGCAACCUACUGAAUUUCAAGGGUCAACCCAUCCUGUUGGACAAUAGCUUUGAGCCCAAGAGCGAUAUCGAGGCGUUUCUGGACAGUUAUCGCCAGGUCAUCGAUGACAUGGAGCGCCAUGUGGUGGGCACCACCUCGGUGUUUCUGAAUGGAGAUCGCAAGAGCUGCGGUUUUGGGGAGUGCAACUUUGGUAACAUGAUUGCGGAUAGCUUCGUCUAUGCUGGAGUACAGGAAACUCUGCAGGAUCGGGGCUCUUGGACAGAUGCUCCCAUAGGUAUCAUCAAUGCGGGCGCCAUCAGGGCAUCCAUUGACCCAGGGGUCAUCACGGAGGGGGAUGUGAUCACUGUAAUGCCCUUUAGCAACGGCAUAUUUCACACCCGGAUCAGUGGCCUCCAGUUGAUGAAUGCCCUGGAACAUUCCGCCUAUUUGCGGACCAAGAACCAGAACAAUGGCUUCCUUCAGGUGUCCGGGCUGCGAAUAAAGUUCAACUAUAGCCGACCCAUGGGCCAGCGCAUCACGGAGUUCAAGGCUCUGUGCUCCGACUGCCAGAUUCCGCAUUAUGAGAGGGUCAAAACGGAUGAGUACUACGGCGUGGUGAUCCCCUCCUUUCUGCUGAAUGGCGGCGAAGGCUAUAACUUUGUCGAUAAGCAUAAUCCGGAGGUUCGUAACAUGUCCCUGCUGGACCGGAUGGCCUUUAUUCGGUACCUACAGGAGCACAAGAUCGUCUAUCCGGAGCGGCAGGAGCGCAUGGCGGAGCAGGAGAGGUACCUAAGGUCCAAUGGCUCCACUACCUCAAUACCGCUGCUCUACCCCGUUGCCUUCCUUUUGCUUUUUCACUGUUUUUCAUUUGUUAAGUAA